This is a messenger RNA of Acanthopagrus latus (yellowfin seabream), 969 nucleotides long. RefSeq names its product zinc finger and SCAN domain-containing protein 31-like. Gene Ontology annotation, molecular function: DNA-binding transcription factor activity, RNA polymerase II-specific; RNA polymerase II cis-regulatory region sequence-specific DNA binding. Lineage: Eukaryota; Metazoa; Chordata; Actinopteri; Spariformes; Sparidae. The transcript has 3 exons. Gene Ontology annotation, cellular component: nucleus. Gene Ontology annotation, biological process: regulation of transcription by RNA polymerase II. The coding region runs from base 1 to 969 and encodes 322 amino acids. The record is from RefSeq and is a predicted model, not a curated record.
AUGGCGACGGGGACGCAGCUGCUCAAACGGCUGGUCAACGAGCGGCUCGCGGCGGCUGCGGUGGAAAUCUUCGGACUCGUGGAAAACACGAUCAGGGAGUAUCAGGAUGAAGUUGUCCGCUCCAGGAGAGAAAUCGUCGAGCUGAAGGAGCAGCUGGAGCAGCUGGCCGAUGUAAAGCCUGAAAUCAUCUUAUUCACAGCAGGCACCCCGUCAGUCACCGGGGAGAUUCUACCUUCUCAGCAGCCAGAACAGCUUCCCAGUGUGCAGACAAAUGAGAUCUUUAACUCUGUGCAGGUCAAAGAGGAGCAGGAGGAUCACAGUAUCAUUCCACCCCAGACGGAUGAUAUUCCUGAGGAUGUAAAAGUCAGACUUACUGAAUCAGAAACAAUGUCUCAGACACAAAGCCAGCUGAACCCGACUUUGAGCACUAUGACAAUGAACAACAACAACAACGAUGAUGAGGAUAUGGAGGAGGAGGAGGAUGAUGAUGAUGAUGAUGACGACGACGAAUGGAAACUCUCAUCCUCUUGUGGUACAGAUCACGAUUACACGUCUCAUUUGGGGCCGGAUCAUGCCCCGAAACACGAAAAGGCUUGUCGUUUCUGUGGCGCGCAGUUUUUCAGGUACUGUGAUCUGGUCAAACACGUAGAACACAUGCACAUGGGAGAGAAGGCGUUCAAAUGCCCUGAAUGUGACAAAGAGUUUGCCCGUAGGGACUAUCUGGGUGUGCAUUCCAGAGUUCACACAGGUGAAAAGCCGUACGAGUGCCCGUACUGCAAGAAAGUGUUUGCUCAGAGUUCAAAUCUGUAUGUUCACUUGAGGCAGCACACGGGGGAAAAACCCUAUUUCUGCAAAUCGUGUGGCAAAAUGGUCGCCCAUAGCUCUCAUCUCAAGAUCUGUGGUACGAGGGAGCCCAAAGAGAAGAAGAAAUUUCGGUGUUUGGUGCAUGAGGCCUUCAGGUCCUGCUAG